Messenger RNA from Phycodurus eques (leafy seadragon), 2857 nucleotides. It is a transcript of the gene myocd, whose product is annotated as myocardin. Lineage: Eukaryota; Metazoa; Chordata; Actinopteri; Syngnathiformes; Syngnathidae. The transcript is spliced from 11 exons. Gene Ontology annotation, biological process: smooth muscle cell differentiation; cardiac muscle cell differentiation. Bases 68 to 2647 code for a protein of 859 amino acids. The record is from RefSeq and is a predicted model, not a curated record.
UAGAUCAGUGCUACAGUUAAGACUUCAGCAGAGGAGGAAACGAGAGCAGCUGGCAGACCAAGGCAUCAUGCCUCUGAACCAUGGCAAGUUCCCCAAGCAGGAGGACUCGUAUGCCUUUGAGGAGGACAGCAGCAGUGAGAGUUUGUCUCCUGAACAGCACCACAGCGAUGAGUCUCAGGGUUCAGCCUGCCCUUCUUCAUCUGAGGUGGUCGGCAGUGUGCCCUCCUCCUCUUCCUCACCUGCACUCUCCAGCACACAGCAGGAGGGGAUAACCAGGGACCCGUGUGACCAAAGCCAGGAUGAAGGACUGUCUAGAGUUAGCAAUUACCAUGCUACCCCCCCAAUACCAGUACCUGCUAUUGUCAAGUCCAAGACAUCGGACAAGAACCGCCAUAAGAAGCCCAAAGACGUGAAGCCCAAAGUGAAAAAACUCAAAUACCACCAGUACAUACCGCCAGACCAGAAGGCUGAUAAGUCGCCUCCACCUAUGGACUCGGCAUACGCCAGACUCCUCCAGCAGCAGCAACUCUUCCUUCAGCUGCAGAUCCUCAGCCAACAGAAACACGCUCACACUCAUUCGCAGUCUGAGCAGCACACACACACUGCACAUAUGCAUGGCCAGGCUCAGCAGCGACAGCCUGCCUUCAGUUACCAGCCACACCAACAGGCACAGAUGCAGAAAGGGUCCAGUGAGCAACUGUCAGUUUGUACCCCCAGCGGUCCGUCCAACACAGGAGAAAGCAACACUUCCUCACCAAUCAAGACCACGUAUCCUAACCAAAACAGCAUCUCCCCAGUAAAACCUGGGCCCCUGCCAGCCAAUCUCGAUGACCUUAAAGUAUCAGAGCUCCGGCAGCAUCUUCGUAUCCGUGGAUUGCCUGUGUCAGGUACCAAGACGGCCCUCAUUGAGCGACUACGGCCCUUUAAGGACUCCAAUUCCGGCCUAUCCCCAUCAGGCUCCUCUGAUAUCACCACAGUGACCUUCCCCGUUACUCCGACAGGCUCGCUGUCUUCUUACCAGUCUCCAUCCUCUUCCAGCACUCUGUCCCAGAGAGGCUAUUACCCUUAUCCCAGCACCUCUUCGACCCCACCAAUCUCACCAGCAUCCUCUGAAAAUUCCCUCAAUGGCUCACUCCCAGACAGCUUCAGCGAUGUGCCUAUGUCCUCUCCGCCACAGUUCGCCCUGCAGGCAUCUCCUGGCCGGCUCGGCCUGGAUGAUGGCCUGGGAGGGGGUGGAUCACGAGCAGGGGAGGGUGGAAGAAUGGAAGGCAUGGAUGCAGAAAAAGACAAAAUGCUGGUUGAAAAACAAAAGGUGAUUGAAGAGCUGACAUGGAAGCUACACCAGGAACAAAGACAGGUUGAGGAGCUAAAGAUGCAGCUUCACAAGAGAAAGCGCUGCUAUGGAGCAGCACAAGGCACCAUCACUCCAGCUCAGUCCCACAAUUUGUCCAUGCACAAUCAGACACCAGCCUUGAUGGGUCACCACCCCUACGAGAUGAACAUCAAACAAGAGCCGAUGUCAUUGUCUUCAAGCUGCCCACUCUCCUCUCCCAAACAUAUCAAGAGCUCCCCAGGGAACUGCAUGGAGGACAUGGGACACUGCAACGCCAUGCUCCCCAAUAUGGGGGGCGAUUGUGGGCCACAAUGUAUGAACUCAGCCCCUUCCUCAGGCAGCCCAUCCACCAUAACUGCUUUCCUCAGUCCGCAGUGCUCACCACAGGACUCACCCAUCGGAAAGCCUUCCGGAAGCCCCCAGCCGUUGUCUCCUAGCAACCCUUACAUGAUAUCACCUCCUGUGGGGAGGGACGGCUGCGCUCACCCCACGUCCCACUGCAGUACCAGAGGAUGCAUUAUGCAGGUACCGCAUAAGAGCGGUUCUCAGCUCGUCAACUGUUCUUAUCCGACAGACCAAAGAGGCCUUCAGGGAGUUUAUUCCAAUACAUCCGAUUAUUCCUUCAAUUACAAUGGCUCAGCCAAGCCUGGCAACCCAAAUAUGCAACCAAAGCAAUUGAUCAGAAGUCAGCAGAUGGAUGAACUUUUGGAUGUCCUCAUAGAAAGUGGAGAGAUGCCAGCUAACGCCAGAGAAGAGAGGGAGAGGUCCUCUGUAACCAAAGUCUUGCCUCACAUUACUGUGUUCCCAGGGUACCCCAGCCUACUCGUCCCAAGGCUCCACCGCCACUACGAACACCAGUCGCCCACACAGCUUCAUUACGACCACCUGGAGACUCUGCUGGGCCCAAUGAGCAGGGGAGGGGAGGCAACCUCUCUUAAGAUGGCCACAGAUGACGGGCACCAAGAAGACGACGGAAAUCGAGAUAGCGAAGGAUACAGCAGCCCCCACAACCACCAGCGCAACCCUCACCAUCCCCAACAGGACAAAGUUGGGACCAACAGAGAUCUGCCGGACACACCUCUUUCACCCCUCAACAAGGUGUCUCCUUUCCCAGAAGUGCAGGGGAUGGUCAGUAUGGCUUUCAGUGAAACCCCAUGGGAGACGAUGGAGUGGUUGGACCUGACGCCACCAACCUCAACCGCCGCCUUCAAUGUCCCAACAUCCAUUGUGCCCAGCAUUUUUAACGCAGAGUUCUUGGAUGUCAGUGACAUUAACUUAAACUCUGCUAUGGACCUUCAUCUGGAGCACUGGUGAACACAGACAGAUCGACAAGCCAAAGCUAACACACCAGCUUGUAAUUUAACUGUACACAUCACAUGAAUCAACUACAGCGUUAGCUAAGAAAAUAAUGGAACUCAAAAGAGCCAAAGCCCUACAAUCCUGAGUCAGACCAAUCCUGAUUCAACACCAAAAUAGACAACUUCGUCAAUAUACCUUAUGUUUACGCAUGGGGUUAAGAUCCAU